This is a messenger RNA of Linnemannia hyalina, 2208 nucleotides long. Lineage: Eukaryota; Fungi; Mortierellomycota; Mortierellomycetes; Mortierellales; Mortierellaceae. The record is from the annotation of a GenBank genome assembly.
AUGGAAAAAGAAGAGUACAUUACCGAGCGCUUCGACGACGAAAAGGUCGAAGACAUCUCGGCCGAUUAUGACCUCCAGGAGGAAGACGACUCACCCAUCGAGGAAGUUCGUGUCACCAUCCCCAACACUGAUGACCCUUCAAUGCCAUGCAACACCUUCCGCAUGUGGUUCCUCGGUCUCUUGUUCACUGCUGCCGUCUCCUUUGUCAACCAGUUCUUCUACCUCCGUCAAACCCAGAUCUCGAUCGGCUACUCUGUCGUCGCCCUGGUCUCUCUUCCCCUCGGCCACAUGAUGGCAAGGUUCCUUCCCACCCGCCAAAUGAGCCUCUUUGGCUGGUCCUUCUCCCUCAACCCCGGUCCCUUCUCGAUCAAAGAGCACAUCUUGAUCGGAACCAUGACCGCCGUCAACACCUCGACUGCCUACGCCGUUGAUAUCGUCAUCCUCCAGCACCUUUUCUACGACGACAAGCAGCCCUUCAUUGCCGGUCUUCUCCUCGUCUUCACCACUCAGGUCACCGGUUUCGCCCUUGCUGGUGCCCUCCGCAAAUUCCUCAUCCGUCCCGCCCAUAUGAUUUGGCCCUCGACCCUCGUCACCGCCUCGCUCUUCCGCUCGCUCCACGCCAGCAGCAAUGGCAGCGAAGACAAUGGUCGCACUAGCCGCAUGAGGUUCUUCUUGCUCGUCACCUUGGGCUCCUUCAUCUACUACUGGCUCCCUGGCUACAUCUUCCCUACUAUCGGACUCCUCUCUUGGAUCUGCUGGAUCAACCCCGACAACGUUGUUCUCUCCCAAUUGACCGGCUCGAACGGUCUCGGAAUCGGAACCAUUUCCCUCGACUGGUCCGCUGCUUCGUACUAUGUCCAGCCCCUCGUCACCCCUUGGUUUGCCCAGGUCAACAUCUUGAUCGGUUUCAUCCUCGUCGCUUGGGUCAUGGUCCCUUGGGCCUACUACACCAACCUCUGGAACUCUAAGAACUACCCCAUCCUCUCUGCUGGUUUGUUCUUGGAGGACGGUACACCCUAUAACAAGUCCAUGAUCCUCGAUAACAACGUCUUGUCGCCCGAGAAGUACCGCGAAUACGGCCCCGUGCGCAUGGAUUCCUUCUUUGCCCUUACCUACGGAGUUGGUUUCGCCGGUUUGACGGCCACCGUUGUCCACGUUGUCCUCUACAAUGGAAAGGAGAUGGUUGCUCGCUGGAAGUCUGCCCGUGCCGAGAACGAGGAUAUCCACUCUCGCCUCAUGCGCGUCUAUCCCGAGGUCCCCGACUGGUGGUACAUUUCCCUCUUUGUCAUCUCGCUCGCCCUCUCGCUCUUCACCUGCCAGCAGUACAACUUUAUGCCUUGGUGGGCCGUUCUCUUGGCCAUGGCCAUCGCCAUCUUCUUUGUCCUCCCCGUCGGUAUCGUCCAGGCCGUCACCAACCAGCAGCCCGGUCUCAACAUUGUCACCGAGUACGUUAUCGGUUACAUGCUCCCCGGUCACGCCAUCGCCAACGUCACCUUCAAGACCUACGGUUACAUUGUCAACGUCCAGGCCCUGACCUUCACCGCCGAUCUGAAGCUCGGUCACUACAUGAAGAUCCCCCCACGCAUCAUGUUCAUGGCCCAGAUCGUCUCCACCCUCAUCUCCGGAGUCAUCAACCUCGCGACCGCCACCUGGUUGAUCAACACCCGCCCCAACGUCUGCACCCCCGAGGGCAAACCUUUCACUUGCCGUUCCACCAACACCUUCUACUCGGCCUCCGUCAUCUGGGGAGCCAUCGGACCCGCUCGUGUCUUUGGUAACGUCGACGGCGCUCUCUACUCGCCCGUCCAGUGGGGAUUCCUCGUCGGAGCCAUCCUCCCCGUCCCCUUCUGGCUCCUCUCCAAGAAGUUCCCCAACGUUACUUGGUUGAAGUACGUCCACUGGCCCGUGUUGCUGGCUGCCACCUCCAACAUGCCCCCAGCCCUCCCUUACUUCUACACCAACGGACUCUUCAUCGGAUUCGUCUUUGCCUUCCUCAUCAGACGUUACAAUUACGAUUGGUGGGCCCGCUACAACUACCUCACCUCCGCAGCCUUGGAUACCGGUGUGGCCAUUUGUGGUCUCGUUAUCUUCUUUGCCAUCCAAUCCUGGGAAGGACCUGACUUCCCAGCCUGGUGGGGCAACCCUGCUGAUGGAGUCACCGAUCACUGCCCUCAUGGCGGUGCAAACUACUUCGGUCAAACUUAUUAA